This is a messenger RNA of Lithohypha guttulata, 1611 nucleotides long. RefSeq lists its product as uncharacterized. The transcript is spliced from 2 exons. Bases 1 to 1611 code for a protein of 536 amino acids. NCBI's taxonomy places the organism in Eukaryota, Fungi, Ascomycota, Eurotiomycetes, Chaetothyriales, Trichomeriaceae. Gene Ontology annotation, molecular function: GTP binding; molecular adaptor activity; GTPase activity. Gene Ontology annotation, cellular component: microtubule cytoskeleton; cell division site; septin complex. Gene Ontology annotation, biological process: cytoskeleton-dependent cytokinesis; intracellular protein localization. The record is from RefSeq and is a predicted model, not a curated record.
AUGACUGACGAACCUGGACCUGAGCGUGCCGAUCCUGCGCGACGCACUACAUCUUUUGGAUCUUUCAUCAAGCGGACAAAGUCCAAUGAUCUCCUAGGCGAACGCAAGCCCUCCACUACUCGACUACGCAAAAAGAGCUUGGAUAGUCAGCGUCGUCCAUCGGUUUCAGACACUCCUCCUGCAUUGCCAACUGUCAGUCCUCAGCCUGUUAUAGACUCUUUUGGAGGCGAGAACUACAACCCAAUGUCUAGUAUGUCACCAAUUUCAACUGCCCACGGGGCGUAUGGUAUCCCUCCCGUUCCACCGUUGCCAGCAGCCCUGCAGAAUAGUGCCGCCGAUGUUUAUGCUAGGGCGGAAAGCAUGACCCAUCGUUCUCGUUACAGUUAUGCCCAGAGUACAUCCAGCACAGUCAACAGUCCGAGAAGGGUACGCAGGAGAAAGGACCCUACACCCUACAAUAUCCUCGUUGUAGGGGCCAAAAACUCUGGCAAGACAUCCUUCAUCGAUUUCCUCAAGGUUUCCUUGGCCCUGCCUCCCAGAAAACAAGCUCCUCGAUCCUCCGAAGCUGGCGAGACGACGAUAGUCAAGUCAUAUCACAACUUCACUCAUCAUUACCAGGAGAUUGAAGUGGACAACGAAAGAGUAGGGUUGACCCUUUGGGACUCGCAGGGGUUGGACAAAGGUGUUGUUGACCUGCAGCUACGCGAGCUGACCAGCUUUGUGGAAAAUAAGUUCGAAGAAACCUUUGCAGAAGAGAUGAAGGUCGUACGUUCGCCCGGCGUGGGUGACACCAAAAUUCACUGCGUCUUCAUGAUCCUCGACCCUUCCCGCCUCGACACAAACAUGCAAGCUGCCCAGGAGAGUUCAUCCACCACAAGACGCAUCGGCAAACCGUCUCGCAUCAUCGGUGCACUCGAUGAGGACUUCGAGCUGCAAGUGCUGAAGAGCUUCCAGGGCAAAACCACGGUGGUGCCGAUAAUCAGUAAAGCCGACACUGUGACAACUGCUCAUAUGGCGUAUUUGAAGCAAAUGGUCUGGCAAAGCCUGAAGCAAGCUGGCCUCGAUCCUCUCGAGGCACUCAAUGUCGCUGCUGCAGACAGUGACGAUCAAUUUGACGAGGCGGAUGAGGACGAUCUCAACGACCAUGAGGAAGGUGAAGACGUAAGUCCUCCAGGUUCUCCCAGAAGCGACGACUCGGAUAACGUCGACUCUAAGAAUGGUGGUACGAAGCACAAGGCCUCUCACAAUCGAACCGUGUCCAAAACAUCUAUCUCGAGCCAGAUGUUGGAUAGCGGAUAUGUUCCCAUGUCCAUUCUUAGCCCGGACCGAUACUCACUGGAUCCAAAGAAUGGCCCGGUUGGUAGGCAGUUCCCUUGGGGGUUUGCCGACCCGUACAGUUCAGAGCAUUGCGAUUUCGUCAAGCUCAAGGAUGCCGUCUUUAGCGAAUGGCGUAAUGAGGUGCGGGAAGCCAGUCGUGAGAUCUUUUACGAAAGAUGGAGAACAAAUCGUCUCAAUAGACAAGCUGCUGCAAAGGUCAGCAACACGACUGCACACAGGAGACCAUCUGGCGGCAUUCCCAUUCAGGUGAAGUCUGGCAAGAAUCGUUUCUAA